This is a messenger RNA of Peronospora matthiolae, 2685 nucleotides long. Lineage: Eukaryota; Oomycota; Peronosporomycetes; Peronosporales; Peronosporaceae. The record is from the annotation of a GenBank genome assembly.
AUGCGACCGGAAGUCGAGGACGCGGACGAGCUGCCGCUUGUCCCGAGCAGCCAGCGCCGCCGUCCGCCACGCGGCAAGAACGACGUGUGCCGCGUGACAGACCUGGACGAGUACAUUUGCUACGGGGACCGCAUGGCGUUUCUCUGCGACGGGCAGCUCCUGGCCCUCACGCGCAAGUUCAACUUGACGUACCAGCAGAUGGCGCUCUUGGCCACCUCGACGCUCGCCACGUGCGGCCUCAUGGGCAUCGCUGGCUUCUUCGUGUGGCGCAAAGGGCUGUUCCGCAAACGGUACGCGGCGCUCUUUGGGGACGAAAUCUACAAUGAAGACGGAUUUGCGGCGGCUGUGUCUCGAUCUCCAGCGGGAGAAGACGGGGGCGCUCUAUUCGGAACACAAGGCGAGCGGAAAAAGAAGCACUCGGGGGCGACUAUGACGCUGGGAAACAGUGUGGCAGGAGAGCCAGGCCAUCCAGUGGGAGGCCCCAAAGCAUCUCAUGGCUCUGUGGCCUUUCGACUCUUUGAGUUCGACCCGAAGAAACAGCAAUUGGUCUUCUCGAGUGUGGGGUUGCCGGUGAAGUUCGGGACCCCGCUCGUUGUCGUCCACGCGGAAACGGGACGAGCGAUCAAGUUCUUGACGCACAAAGGAGCGGUGACGCUCAGUAAACCACCGCUGAAUUUGGCCUUCCACCGCCAAGUGCGCGCGAGUCUCGUGGCGAUGGAGGAGCCGGCCAUGUCGCUGAACUCGGCCAAGAGAACUAGACCCAAUCCGCCAUCAGCGACGUCCGUGUCUUCGAGUAAUUUUAGCAGCAAUAUCGGCGCAGACACAGGGAAGUCGGGAGCCGUAAUUAACAGCGUAAAGGUUAAUGACGACGAGCGAGGAGAUGAGACCGAAGCAAAUGACGAGCCGCUGGCUCCGUCUACUGGCCAAGCAGAUUUCAUGGCGGAUUUGGCUGACGGGAGUCAACAUCACGGACAGCCGCAAAGCCAGCAACAAGUGCACGUGCAAUCGAAUCACUCACGGCGCAGAAAUUCGCAGCAUACCUCAAUUGGCUCGUCGAAGCAACGUCCACGGAGCUGUAUGCAGCAACAGUCAGUUCGCUCGACCCAAGACCGUGCUCAGCGUCGUAGCCUUGACCACGCACGAUCACAACAGCAGGCAGUCGAAUUUGGAGACAACUUAUAUCGUGUUCCAUCUGAAAUGGCUGCUGACGCACCUGUGUCGUCUCGCCGUGGGAGUCAUCGCGCGUCGGUGUCAUCUGCCCCGGCUCUUCACGGCUCGGGUUCUCAAGCGUUUUACCGAUCCAUUUCAGAGUCAUACAUGAACAUGGUAUCGGAUAUCUCUGAUACUCUCCAACAGCAGCGUGGUCGUCAACGAGACCGCCAAGAGUUGAGGAGACGCCAAAAGGAGUUGAUGAAGGAUUUGCCGAACAUGUCGUUUAGCAAUCCUUCUGGCAAGUAUUUCGUUGCAACUGUUGAACCAGUUCGGCAUCAGAUUUCCGGCAGCAACUAUCACCAACCUGUGGCUCCGCGUGAUGAGUACUUGCGCUGGGGGCAGCCCUUGUCACUAAUUUCCAAUUUUAAUGGUCGUGCAUGUGGCAUUCGUCCCCGUGAGUACUACAAGGACAGCGACUUGUACUUAACAACGGAGGCAACGUCAACGACUAUCGUACCGCUACGUGAAGAUGGCGAUCUGAAGUGUUUGGCGAAGGAGUCCACUCGUUAUUUGGCGCAUUUGGAAAAGCGUCGCGUGAGUGUGAGCGUGGGCACGUACAACGUCUGGAUGAUGCCUCGCAAGGUAAGCGCGUUUACGAGUUGUUCUCCUAAGAAGAAUACUCGGGCGCGCAUGAUUGGCGAUACACUCCCGCCCUGUGAUAUCUGGGUAUUGACGGAGUGCUUUGACUACCGCGCACGGGAUACCCUGCUGAACAAGAUGUCGGAGGCUGGCUACUUCUUUUUCUCGCCAACGGUUGGGCACAAGCGCAUGAAGAAGUCAAACAUGCGUAAAUUGCUGAAUGGAGGCGUGUUGCUGGCCAGCAAGUAUCCGAUUCUAAGUGUGCGGGUGAAACUGUUUGAAAGUGCCUGUGCUGGUGCAGAUAAGCUGGCAGACAAGGGUAUUCUGUAUUGCAAGAUAUUGAAGGACGGGCUGCUGGUGCACGUGUUUUCGACCCAUUUGCAGGCGUGGAACGACCCGUUUUCGCGCACAAUGCGUAAGACGCAGAUGGAUUUGGUUUCGAAUUUCAUGCGCGCAAUGGAUAUCGACGAAGUGAAUGAUGCCGUGCUGAUUGUGGGCGACCUGAAUGUCGACUACUGGUUGAGCAAGACGAAUGGCGAGUACGACGAGAUGUUGGACAUUUUUGAUGCCACGGAUCCGUCGGUCGUGCACUCGCGGAAACUUGCCAAUGCGUCCGAGUUGGUAAAGAAAAAGUCUGUGGAGGAUUUCAAGCACGUGCGCGGGCACAGCUUUGACCCGCGCGUGAAUGCUUUGGCAGCUGACGGCUUGAGCUCGGACGGAAGCUUCGAGUUACUGGACUACAUUCUCUACUCGCGUAGCCACCGCCAGCCGAAGACCGCGUCAAGCUGGGUCCAGCCGAUAAGCACGUCGACGCCAUGGGUAUGGCGCGGGCAGCCCCAGUACAAUCUGUCGGACCAUUUUCCUGUCGUUGGUGAGUUUACUUUUGAGAUGUAA